Messenger RNA from Etheostoma cragini (Arkansas darter), 1284 nucleotides. It is a transcript of the gene hoxb1a, whose product is annotated as homeobox B1a. Lineage: Eukaryota; Metazoa; Chordata; Actinopteri; Perciformes; Percidae. The record is from RefSeq and is a predicted model, not a curated record. Gene Ontology annotation, molecular function: RNA polymerase II cis-regulatory region sequence-specific DNA binding; DNA-binding transcription factor activity, RNA polymerase II-specific. Gene Ontology annotation, biological process: regulation of transcription by RNA polymerase II. The transcript has 2 exons. Gene Ontology annotation, cellular component: nucleus. The coding region runs from base 67 to 1260 and encodes 397 amino acids.
CUGUGGGUUCCUGCUUCUUGCUGCUCUUUUUACACUUCAUUCAGCUCUACCGUGCUUCCGGUCUGCAUGGACAACAUGAACUCGUUUGUGGAAUACUCUAUUUGUAACCGACCGGGGACCGGCGCUUAUUCCGGUGCGCCAAAAUCUGGAUACCAUCAUCAUCUGCAUCCCCAUCAUCAUCAUUCCCUGGAUCAGCAUCAGGGCUUCUCCGUGACCUCCGGCUCUUUCCAUACUGGACCCACCGGCUCUCUCGCUCCCGUUAACGGGCCGAGAAGUGACAACAGCGUCGGGGGAGCGAGUUACACCGGGGAUGGGCGGCUGUACGGGGGCUCUGGAGGCGGAGGAGCGCACGGGACCGCAGGGGCGAACCAGCAUCCACAGCAACAUCCUCAUCAUCCGGAGCAACAACAGCAUCAGCAGACGCACAACGGCUACCAUCAUCAUCAUCCUCACCUUCACCAAACCCAGAGUUUACAAAGCGGAACACUGUCUGCCUAUAAUGCCGGGAAUAGCGGCAGUAGCGGGGCCUAUGCGGGUCACGCGUGCGCCACAAACUCGGAGUAUGCUAACGCGAUAGGCCCUCCCAACACCGUUCACCCCCAGUAUUUCAUGGAGGAGUCAGCAGCCUCCACCUACUAUCAUCAAUCAACCUUCCCCAGCUCGGCCCCCACAGUCGGCCCCAGCUACGGGGCCCUGGCCGGGGCCUACUGCGGGCCUCAGGGCGCUCUGGCCGGGUCACAGUACCCGCAGCAGCUGGGCGGGGGUCUGGACGCGGCGGGCUACCUGGGGCUUCCACACGGGGGAGGUUACGGAGAGCUACCCGUCUCCCAGGACCGUGAGAGGGGGGAUGAGGAGGGCCAGCAGGCCGGGCAGGGGCAGACCUUCGACUGGAUGAAGGUGAAGAGGAACCCGCCUAAAACAGUCAAAGUGUCGGACUUCGGCCUCGCGGGCGCACACAACAACGCCAUGCGCACCAACUUCAGCACGCGGCAGCUCACGGAGCUGGAGAAGGAGUUCCACUUCAGCAAGUACCUGACGAGGGCGCGGCGCGUGGAGAUCGCCGCCACGCUCGAGCUCAACGAGACGCAGGUGAAGAUCUGGUUCCAGAACAGACGCAUGAAGCAGAAGAAGCGCGAGCGGGAGGGCGCCUCGGCCACGGCGCGCUCCGGUACCAACAGCGGCUUCAACAAGGACCUGGAGGACACCGAUCACUCCUCCGCGUCCACGUCUCCAGGCGCGUCUCCGAGCUCGGAGACGUAGUGAGCGCGAGCGACGUGACUGGUU